AUGAGUACCACAGCUGGUCCAUCGAUGGACAGAGACCGAGUCAGGAUAUUCGAUGGCGGUAUGGGCUCGACAUUGCGUGACGAAGGUCUGAAAGUGCAGAACCCUCUUUGGGGUACAGAUCUGAUCAUCUCUGAUCCUAAUGGAGUACGCAAAGUACAUCAAGGUUUCCUAGAAGCAGGCUCUGACCUCAUAGGAACCAAUACGUAUCAGCUCUCCAUUGAAGGUGUUCAGAGCCACUUUGGACCUUCUGUCGACCUCGACAAGACAUUCGCCAAGGGUAUUCAGAUUGCCCACGAUGCCAUCGAGUGUCAGAAAUCAUCCACUCGCUUACCCAGCCAUACAGGUAUCGUCCUGUCUCUGGGGUCUUUCGGAUCGACGCUGGGCUCAGCACAGGAAUACACUGGAGUGUAUCCGCCACCGUACGGCCUCACGUCCCGCGAUGAUGACGAUGCCAACGAGGAGUGCAUCUCAGCUCUCCAACGAUGGCAUUUUGAGCGACUGACAACAUACGCCAAGACAUCCGAAUGGUCAUCUGUCGAAUGGCUUGCUUUCGAAACUGUACCUCUGAUCAAUGAGAUCAUAGCCAUCCGUCGAGCGAUGGCUCAGCUAGCAGCGAAUGGCACAGCCCGGAAGAAGUUCUGGAUCGUCAGCGCUUUUACGGAUGGCUUGUUCCCGCUCCCCAUACCCGAUCAACCCAGGCCCACUCCUCGGGAUAUCGUACUUGCAGCUUGUGGGCCUGAGUCGAGAGGUGGCUCACCGGCCGACGGGGUGGGGAUCAACUGUACGCAUCCCCAAUACAUCUCUGGACUGUGUCGAGAUUUUACGCAGGCUUUGGUGGAUCUAGCUGGAGAAGGGAAGGUUAAAGAGGGAGAGACGGCGAUGGUCUUGUACCCAGACGGUGGGAAAGUCAUCGAUGAGAACAAUCAGUUGAAGAAGGAAGAUAUGCCGCACCAGAUCUGGGCGGAGAGCCUCGCGAACCCGAUCAAGACGCUGAAAGAGGCAAGAGAUGGGUUAGGGAGGGACGUGUGGAAGCAAGUGAUCGUGGGAGGAUGCUGCGAGUCUUCAUUCGCACACAUCAAGGAGCUCAGGGCAGUAGUCGACUCGUUGAACUGA
Molecule: messenger RNA, 1113 nt
Organism: Kockovaella imperatae
Lineage: Eukaryota; Fungi; Basidiomycota; Tremellomycetes; Tremellales; Cuniculitremaceae
Product: Homocysteine S-methyltransferase
Exons: 3
Coding region: 1-1113 (370 amino acids)
Biological process (GO): S-methylmethionine cycle
Molecular function (GO): zinc ion binding; S-adenosylmethionine-homocysteine S-methyltransferase activity
Source: RefSeq, a predicted model, not a curated record